Molecule: messenger RNA, 759 nt
Organism: Saxophila tyrrhenica
Lineage: Eukaryota; Fungi; Ascomycota; Dothideomycetes; Mycosphaerellales; Extremaceae
Exons: 3
Coding region: 1-759 (252 amino acids)
Molecular function (GO): lyase activity
Source: RefSeq, a predicted model, not a curated record
AUGCCGUUCGAGCUCGCUAGCUCUUUAGCAGGACACCACCUCAUCCCCCAGCCCGCCGACGCCGCCUUGAACCCACCGGAGGUGUACUUCUAUGUGCAGGAUGGCUUAAUGAUUGCUUGCGGUGUGCUAUAUGCCCUGUGCUACUUCUUCUAUGCCACACGCACGUACAAGGACAAACAUCUCGCUGGCCCUGUCGAAUACAUGUCCACAACCCUCUCCUACGAGCUCUACUACGCCCUUGCCACCACCUCCACCAACCUCGAACUCGCCUGCUUCAUCCUCUGGUUCCUCUUCGACCUCGCCUUCGUCAGCGUCGCGCUUCUUUCAGCGUAUCCUCCUGGGCGCCGACUGGGUGUGAUAGCGCGUACUGCUGUCCUGACGAUAGCAUUCUACUUUGCCCUGCAGACGCUCGAUUCGUGGUUCCCAUCCGAUCGCUCACAACAGACAGCUUUCUUCAUCGGCGUGGCGUUGCAACUUCCCAUCUCCGUUGGCUCAGUCAUAUUGCUACUCAGGGACAAAGAUGUCCGCGGCCAGAGUCUGGAGAUCUGGGUUACGAGGUGUCUAGGUUGCUGGACGGCUUAUGGCUUGUUUUGGUGGCGGUGGUGGAAUAUGUCGCAGAACUGGGGGUACGUGAGCGACUUGUGGGCAGAGAGUGCGAUUGCGGUGACGUUGGCGGCGGAGGCGGUUUGGCCGGGUGUUUACAUGUGGGCGUGGAAGAAGGGACAGGUGGAGGACAGGAAGAUGGGGAAGCGGGAAUGA